This is a messenger RNA of Bombus pyrosoma, 2465 nucleotides long. Its product is annotated as apoptosis-inducing factor 3-like. Gene Ontology annotation, cellular component: cytoplasm. Bases 602 to 2335 code for a protein of 577 amino acids. The transcript has 8 exons. The record is from RefSeq and is a predicted model, not a curated record. Lineage: Eukaryota; Metazoa; Arthropoda; Insecta; Hymenoptera; Apidae. Gene Ontology annotation, molecular function: oxidoreductase activity, acting on NAD(P)H; 2 iron, 2 sulfur cluster binding; flavin adenine dinucleotide binding.
AACAUCGCUUUAUACGAAAAUCGAUUUCAACUUUCCUUUAAAAGCGAAAAUGAUCAUUCUCUGAAUCAUUGCAACAAGUUGCCGUUAGUUAUAAUGUGUCGAAUGAAGUUGAAAUGAUAGUAUGUUCGUAUCCUUCUCUUGAAACUAACAGCUUAUAUAUUAUAAUAUUUAACUUUAUUUUACGAACUCAGAAAAUAUAUUAAACAAAUACUAAACCGCUAUAUUGUAUAAAUAAAAACUGUUAUAUACUGUUAAUGAUAAAAUAUUUAUAUUUCGGAUAAUAUAAAAGUUGGUUCCUAAUAUUUUUCUAAAAAUAUAUUCAAAGCAAUAACAUUUAAUCUAAAGUUCUCUUUAAAUUAAGUACUUAAUAUAUUAUGCGAACGAACUAUCGCUAAUCUCUUAAUGUACUACAAUUUUUAACAAGUUUUAAAAUAACUUCGUCGAAGUAGUGUCUUGAUAACUUUUGAUCUAUUGUUCCACGAAUAAGUGAAAGUUUAUCUAAAAUAGUUUACCAGUAGUAACGCAAGGCCGAUCGCCGUAGUUGAAACUGUCUUUAGCGAUUUGGGAUACCGUCCGUGAGUGGCAUUACUUGAACGCACAAAUGGGUGGAAAUAAUUGUAAAGGACUUCUUCCAGGGAGCUCUAAUGCUACGUCAAGCACAUCCGUCAAGACAGGUAAACCAGAGAAGUAUGACUAUGUUGAAGAUGUGGUGUGUAAUAAAACGGAUAUCAAAGAAAAUGAAAUGAAACUGUUGCCACUUGGAGAAAGUGGGGCAAAAGUCUUGUUGAUUAAACAAAAGGGGGAAUUACAUGCUAUUGGUACAAAAUGUACGCAUUAUGGAGCAUUACUUCAUACAGGAGCGCUAGGAGAUGGAAAAGUAAGGUGUCCAUGGCAUGGUGCAUGUUUUAACAUCAAAACAGGAGAUAUAGAAGAUUACCCAGGAUUGGAUUCUUUACCAUGUUUCCAAGUAAAUGUGGAUGAUAGCGGUCUUGUACGUGUGAAAGCAAGGCGUAAGGACUUAGAAUUCAAUAGAAGGGUCAAGAAGAUGUAUGAACAAGAUCCCAAUAAUAAUACCACUGUCGUAAUAGUUGGAGGUGGUCCAGCAGCUGCAACUUGUGCAGAAAGUUUGCGACAGGAAGCCUUUACAGGAAAUAUUAUUAUGGUUUGUAAGGAGAACACAGUGCCAUAUGAUAGGGUAAAGGUAUCCAAAACAUUUGAUAUAGACAUUGAAAAAGCAGUUUUGAGACCACUUUCGUUUUACAAAGAGCAUAAAAUUGAAACCAAACUGGGUGUAGAAGCUACAGGAUUAAAUACAAAUGACAAUGUUGUUCAUUUGAGUAAUAAUGAAAAAUUAACGUACAAUUAUCUAUUUAUUUGUACUGGAAGUAUGGCCAGGAAACCUGAUAUACCUAUUAAUUUAUCUAAUAUUUAUGUAUUAAGAGACUACACAGACUCUCAUGCUAUAUCCUCCAAAUUGUCAUCAGACAAACAUAUUGUAAUACUUGGAUUAGGUUUCAUUGGUAUGGAAGCUGCUGCUUAUUGUGUAAAUAAAUGUGCAUCUGUUACCAUCAUAGGGAGGUCUACAGUUCCAUUACAAACAGUUUUUGGUACAGAAAUUGGUAACAGAAUCAAACGCUACUUUGAAGAACAAGGUGUUAAAUUUAUAUUUGAACGUAAUAUCACACAGUUUGUUGCAAAAGAUGAUGAUAAGAACGCUGUAGGUACAGUUGUACUUACCAAUGGUGAAGUCCUCCCUGCUGAUAUAGUGAUCAUUGGAAUUGGAUCCAAAUUAUAUACAGAUUGGAUAAAGGAUACUCCUAUCAAAAUGUUACAAGAUGGCAGUAUUAUAGUGGAUAAGUACCUGAAAACAAGUGUUGAAAACAUAUAUGCAGGUGGUGAUAUAGCGUAUGCACCGCUCUUCGGUUCUGAUGACAUUUCAGCUGCAAUAGGUCACUACGCGCUGGCCCAUUACCAUGGUAAAAUAGCAGCAUUAAAUAUAUGUGCUAAAACUACUGCCUUAAGUACCGUACCAUUUUUCUGGACGACACUAUUCGGAAAGAGUUAUAGAUAUGUUGGAUACGGAAAACCAGAGAAAGUAAGAAUUCAUGGUUCCCUAGAGAACUUGGAAUUUUUUGCAUAUUACAUUAAAGAUGGUAAAGUUAUCGCUAUAAGUAGCAUCGGAGCAGAUCCUAUAGCAGCAGAUUUUGCAAACUUCCUGCACGAAGGAAACAUACUAACAGAAGCGGAGAUUAAUCAAGAUCCAUUUGGUUGGAUAAGAAAUAAACCGAAGGAUUUAGAGACUAGAUUCAAAACUGAAACUAUCGUAGAUCCGUGAAUCGAAAGCGUAUAAAAAUUAUUUAAAUGAAAUUCUCAUACCAGGACCUUGAUAUUGAAUUCUAUAAUGCAUUUUGUAUUUCUAUAAUCUAUUUUUUUAGAAUUUCUAAAUAAAACUGAGCCUAACAUAA